GUGAUAGUAUUUUAUCCGAUAAGAAAAACAAUUGGUUCACAACGCCGGUCGCCGGUCUUUUAAAAUAAAUAUUAUCAUCAAUCGAUCGGAAAAUUCAAUCAACUGUUUAGUAUUAGUUGGGGCAGCAAGCUUAUCGUGUACUACUGGACAAUUGAGCUACUGUUCUUUGCGAUUCCGGUAUCGGUCCGUCAAUCCGACAGCCAGCGGAUGAAGAUUGACAGCAGCUUUGAUGACCACGUAACCUAGACAUUCGCUAUCAAGAUGCCCGUGCUGAGAAAAAGGGCUCAAGGGGAUAAUAAGAUCGUCAAUGGACUGUUUAUCCAUUCCAACCCGCCCAGAGUUCUCCAACUGAAUUCAGCCUACGUGCGCCAGCUGAUCAGACACGGCGAUGUUGACAAAUUGGAGCAGGCCGUCCUCGAAGGCCAAGGUAAAAAACUUAUCGGAGAAUAUUCAGCUGACUACAAGACCAGAACCUUCCUCAAAUCGAUACCAGCUCUAAUGUCAAAAAUCUCACUGCUUCACGAUGCAGUCAACAGCGACAGACUGGACGAGCUGCAGUCACUUUUGGAUGAAGAACCCGAGAAGAAAAGGAAGAUGGUAAUGGCGAAGGACGAAAGUGGAGUUGGUCUAUUACAUAAAGCUAUCUAUUACGAUUUGAAAGAUAUAUACAAAUGGAUGGUUGACAAAUAUCCUCAGACAGUACAUAUGAGAGAUUCGGAGGGCAGAACCCCCUACCACUACACGCCUAUGUGCAAAGAUCCCAACUCAGUUCAAAAGUUUCUCAUAGCUGCUGGAGCGGAUCCUUCAAUCGGAGACAACAGUCAACGAACUGCCAAAUAUUACAUGGACCACAAACAAGAACUAGAACUGCCCAGUUCUCAGAAAUCCACUACGAUUUCCAGGAAGAAUACUGCUCAUAAAGAUAGUCUUAAUUUCAAGAAAUCAAACAUACGGAUAUGGAUCCAUCAACGGAACAUGGCAAACCUUCAACAAGUCGUCUGGGAGGGACACGGAGGUAUGUUGCUGGUCGAACACAGCAACAACACCAAGAUAAAGAAGUUUUUGGAGACUGUACCCCAUAUUAUGGGAUUGAUUAAAGAAAUUCACUGCGACGUACAGAACGACGACCUUGAAAAAUUGAAGGAACGAGUCACUCCCCCUAUUCCCCCCAUCGUCCUUUCUGGAAAGGAUAUCAAUGGACUAUCACCCUUACACAAGGCUGCUGGUUUAGACAAACAAGAUAUCGCUGAAUUCAUCGUACAGGAGUACCCUGAAAGUGUUAAUUCUGUUGAUAACGAAGGAAGAACACCUCUACAUUAUGCAGCAUUGUUAAAAGAUGACGGCAACAUGAUGCACUUUCUCAUAGAACAUGGAGCUGAUGAAUCUGCCUUGGAUAAUAAACAAAAAACCGCUGCAUACUACAAAACCCGCCAUUCUGAAAUCGAUUCAAAACUACUCAACGUUAUUCCUGAUUGUCCAAGAUCAGCUAAAGAAUCAUUGGCUGCCAACUUUGACUGGAACAUGCUAACAUCUUCGCCAUCUAUGAACUGGAUCCAAAACGGCGUUAAGAAGGCUGAGACUUUGUUACAUAAAAGCAACGAUGAAGAAUCUGAACACGCAACCAAUGGACAUGAUGGUACGGAGAAUGGAACAGCAGAUGAACCUGUUGAAAAUGGCAACCACGAACCUGAAGAAACCCACGAAGAACAAAAAGAAGAAACCCCUGAAGCUUCCACUGAUCCAGAAGAACCCAAAGAAGAACCAGCACCUGAAAAAACUGAAGACGAACCCGAACCAGAAGAAUCUAAAGAAGAACCAGAGGCUGAAGACGCUAAGGAAGAACCGGCACCUUCAUCACCAGCACCUGCAGAACCAGAACACGAACCAGAACCAGAACAAGAACCAGAACCAGAAGAUUCGAAAGAAGAGGAACCUGUAGCGGACAACAACAAUUCUGAAGAGACUGAAGAUAAGAAUGAACCAGAGGUGGAAGGGGAAGAAGGUAAAGAAGCAGAAGAAGUUACUGAUAGAAACAAUAAUGGUGCUGAAGCUGGAGAUGAAAAGGAAGCAGAACAAGAAGAGGGUAAAGAGGAAGAACAGUCUCAGUCUAGACCUGCAAGUAAUACAACCCGUCCAAAUAGCUCGAAAGAAGGAACAACUCGGCCAAACAGCGUUAAAUCCCGACCUUCCAGUCGCAUUGAAGAUAAGUCCAGACCCAGCAGCAAAACAUCAGAAAAGCUACCGCCUGUGGAAGAUGGAGAAGGGAUCAUAGAGGGAGUGGUGCACGGUGAAGACGAAAUCGACCCAAUGGACAACGAAGGUAUGAAUGAACCUAGAACGUCAGACAAUAAUGAAGACGUUAAAGUUUUAGUGGAAACCGGUAACAUGGAGCAGUUGGCUGCAUUGGUACUUAACGGCGAAGGGGAAAGAUUAGUUGGCAUGAGCAGUGAUAACCCAGAGUUGCAGACUUUUUUAGAGAAUGUUCCGACAUACAUGUCAAAGAUACAUAGAAUACACGAAGCAUCCAGAUCAGGAAGUUUACGGGACCUACAAGCAGCUUUAGACAGGCGUAAAUUUGCUAUCGCUAAAGACAGCAUAUCACCUAAAGGUGCUUCACCACUCCACGUAGCAGUAGUAUUUGGUAAUACUAGCAUUGUAAGAUAUCUAGCAGGGAGGUUUCCUGAAACUCUCCAAAUGGUAGAUGAUGAUGGUAGAACUCCUUUACAUUAUGCUGCAGUAUUAAAUGAUAAUGGACACUACUACAAUUUGCUGGUUCAUUUAGGAGCUGAUAUGAGGGUAGAUGAUAACCUGGGCUUUAGUCCCGAGUACUACAGGAAAAACCAGCAGGAUUUUAACCACAGGAGUUUACUUCGUGAUUUUGGCGCUGAGGAAGAUGAAGCGGAAGAAAUACUUGCUGAUAAAGUGCCCAAUGACGUAUACUCAGCAAGAAAAAACCUCGACGAUGAAGAUAUGUUGGCAGUUCUGGAACGAUGUUACAACGUCUUGCAAAGUCGAAGAGGUUCCACUGUUUCCAAUGCAUCAGCUAGCACCAUUAGUUCGACAAGCCAGUCUGGAUUCUUUCUGAGCAAACACGUCAGAAGACACGUUUUUGAUACAGUUAAACUGAGACUUACAAAACAAGAUAACAAUCUGUACGACAUAAUUUGGCCUAGCGUUAAAAAACUUCCUAUAGAACCAAGUUUUCGAGUAGCUUUGGAGCAAGAUUUCCCUAUGGGUAUCUCCGCUCCAGACUUCUACUGCUACCACGUAUUUAAGGAAUUCUUAGAUCCGAUUAUAAAAGACUAUAAUCACUUAAACAUCUACAACGACCUACCAGAUCAACCACAGAGUACCUUCUGCGAAAAAGAUGAAAACGCUAACACUGACUUUGAUAGGGACUUGGAUCCACAAGCCAAGUAUAUCUUAUCAGGAACACUUGAGGCUUCUAGGAACAUAGACGGCUUUGAAUUACCUAAAUCGUUAAAUACUGGCCAACUAGAGCUAGUGGAACGGAUCAUAACAACAGUUUUGAUGAGCAAAGAAGUAGCGAAAGCUUUGUAUCCUCUAACACCAGAAAGAGAAAUUGAGGAGAAGGGUUGUGGGACUUACUACACCAUGAACGAGGUACUAGAAGAUACUUCAGAAGCUAAAGUUGUACUUGCCAGUAACGGUCUUCUCAUACCGUUAUGGAAUAUACCAGAUUCUGACAGAUUGCACGGAAAGCACUGGCCUUAUGGUAGAGGAGUGUUCGUAAGCAACGGUGCCAAUUUAGCAGUAUGGGUUAAUGUUUUAGAUCACAUUAGAAUCAUCACUUGUACUGACCACUCGCAUCCUGCAAAUGUAGGACAGGUAUUUUCUAGAGUUUCAAGACUUGUAGGAGUACUGCAUCAACAUUUGAACUUUGUAUUUGAUGAGAAACUGGGGUUCUUGUCUGCUAGACCCUCUGCUAUUGGAAACACCUUACAGUUCAACUUAACGCUGAGGUUUCCUCAUCUAAUAAAAGAACCUGACAACUUGAGACAUUUGUGUACGGUGAGAAGUUUAACGUACCACAGAAACACGAGUACCACUGACGUGGUUCGCAUUGGAAACCAGCAAUGCCUAGGUGUAACAGAAACGCAAGGUUUUGAAGAUUUCACAAUGGCUGUAGCGAAUAUAUUACAGCUAGAAAAAGACCUUGCUAUGACAAACUCCAUGCAUAUAGCAGCCACCUUUUUAAACAUUUUCAAGAAAAAGAAACUUGCCGAAAGUGCCUAAAUCGUUCUUUUGUAAGUAGGGUUAAUGAUUUUUGUAUAUAUCCAUUUUGUAUAUAGUGCCAAAAAGUUU
Molecule: messenger RNA, 4326 nt
Organism: Diabrotica virgifera virgifera (western corn rootworm)
Lineage: Eukaryota; Metazoa; Arthropoda; Insecta; Coleoptera; Chrysomelidae
Exons: 14
Coding region: 262-4257 (1331 amino acids)
Molecular function (GO): protein binding; kinase activity
Source: RefSeq, a predicted model, not a curated record